Molecule: messenger RNA, 3255 nt
Organism: Corvus hawaiiensis (hawaiian crow)
Lineage: Eukaryota; Metazoa; Chordata; Aves; Passeriformes; Corvidae
Product: hormonally up-regulated neu tumor-associated kinase homolog
Exons: 9
Coding region: 1-2235 (744 amino acids)
Biological process (GO): intracellular signal transduction; protein phosphorylation
Cellular component (GO): cytoplasm
Molecular function (GO): protein serine/threonine kinase activity; ATP binding
Source: RefSeq, a predicted model, not a curated record
AUGUUCAGACCUAAUGCCUGGAUCUGCCGUGAAUCAGAAGCUACGUCUGGAAAGUGGCAAUACAUGUCCAGCUCUCCAGGGAUGCCCAGGGCAAUGAAAGCAGGCUUGGAUGACAAAAUGACAGAUAAUGGCAACUUGGACGAGAUAUUACCAGAAUGGGAGAAAAAGUUAAAGGGUAUAAAAAUACCUUCUUCAUUUAACAAGAUACCCCAAGAGACUGGGAAGACAUUCCCUCACUCCAAACAAGUUGGGAAUUACCUAGUAGGCAAAAUGAUCAACAAGGGCUCCUUUGCCAAGGUGAUGGAGGGACUGCACAUCCCCACAGGGGAGAAGGUAGCCAUAAAAGUCAUUGACAAGAGGAAAGCCAAGCAGGAUUACUAUGUUUUAAAAAACAUGAAGCGUGAGCCACGGAUACACCAGAUGAUUAAGCACCCCAAUGUUGUUCAGCUAUAUGAGACCUUGGAGACUGACAACUCCUAUUACAUGGUGAUGGAGCUGUGCCUUGGUGGGGACCUCCUGGACAGAAUUUGUGACAGAAAGAGGCUGGUGGAAGAGGAUGUAAGGAGAUACACCAGGCAAAUUCUGUCUGCAGUAGAGCACCUGCAUUGCCAGGGGAUUGUUCACAGGGACCUAAAAAUUGAAAAUUUUCUUCUUGAUGAGAACAACAACAUCAAAAUCAUUGAUUUUGGACUGAGCAAUACUGCAAGGUUUGAGGGUCUCUCCCAGGAGCUGUUACAUACCCAGUGUGGAAGUCCAGCUUAUGCUGCCCCAGAACUGCUUGCUCAUAAGAAAUAUGGUCCAAAGGUGGAUGUCUGGUCCAUAGGUGUGAGCAUGUUUGCUAUGCUAACGGGCACAUUACCCUUCACAGUGGAACCUUUCAAUAUCAAGCAACUACAUCAAAAGAUGUUAAUUGGAGAAAUCAGCCCUAUUCCAUCAGAUAUUUCCACUGGAGCUAUACAAUUCAUGCAGUCUCUACUUGAGCCCGACCCUGCUAAGAGGCCUGGAGUCAAAGAAGCAGUAAAAGACAAAUGGUUGAAUGAAGGUUUCACCAGGAAAAUACUGAAUGCUGCUGCCUCUGAGAACAGAUUUUGCCCCAGUGAAUUGAAUCCUGUUGUUUUAAACUACAUGACAGAAAUUAUGGGGUUCAGUCUUUCAGAAGUUAUCAACACUUUAAUAAAUAACAGACCCUCUCCUGCCAUGGCUUCUUAUUGCUUAUUGCUGAAGAAACUGCUCAGGUACCAGAAAGACCACAAAAGAGCUCAGAGGGAAUAUGAAGCAGAAAAACACAGUAUUAAUCCCAACAAACAGCUGAAUAAAGAGUCAGAAACUAAGAUUUCCCAGAAGACUGAAAAGGACACUCUGGAAAACCUCAGAAAUUAUGGCAAUACGGCAUUUCCUACUGUACUAACACUGGCAAUGCAAAAUGCUAUUCAAGAAGAUGAUAUCACAAUUGCAUUGGAAAACCAAGAAAACUUCUCAAAAGUUUCCAAGUUUGCAGGCAGAGAGUUGGUCCACUGUGGGCCUCCUAAGUCAUCAAGCAAAAGUAUGCCAUGUGAGCCCAUUUAUCAGCCACUUUUGGACUCUCAGAACAGUCAGAAUGAUUUUGAAGACUUGACAGAGGCCAGAAAACCAUGUCUUCAUGAGAAAUCCUCAUCCACACCAGCAAACCAGCAACCUCCCUUUUCAAACAUCCAAGAAAUGACAAGUACAAGAAAAGUACCUGCACGGUCCCUGAUGGAAAACAGAAUUAUUACCAGAAGCCCUUUGCCUCGUCAGGACAUGAGGUUUAAAGAUCUUCUAAAGGCAGUAUAUGACAAUAUUUACAUCCCAACACAGAGGCAACUUGAUAAAGACAGCGCUGACCUCCUCGUGAUUGACUCUCCCCAGUUGUCACCUUUCCCCAGGCUGCAACAAGCUACCCUGAGAGAAACCCUACCUAGAAAGAUUCCCUUGAUGGGGGCAACACAGGAACACAGAGAUAUCUGCCCUCUUGUUAUAGUGAAUGGUUCAAAACCACCGGCUUUCCCCAUGCCCCAACAGCAAAAGUUUACCAUAAGAAGUAUGAGGCAAUUUAAAGAAAACUCAAAUCAUUUUUUCAAUAAGAAAACUAAGAAAAACUUUAUUCAGCUCAGACACAUACCUACAACUACAGAUGUAAAUCUUCCAGUUUUACGCCCACCGUACCAAACCACAUUGGGGAAAAAACCAGAGAUUCUAAGGUUAAAUUUUGCAUAAAUAAAUCACACACAAAACAUCAGAAGGAAAAAGGAUGAAGGAGCAGGUAAGAAACAAAGGUGGACAGACAGAGAGAGCAAGAAAAGGAAGGUGGGAGAGAUUAAUCCAAUCUUAAAAUUAGAAUCAUCCAAACACAAAAGAAUUAUAUGAUUAAAGCUGUGUAUCCUCUGACAUCAACCAAACGCCAUGCUACAAAUUUUGUGGAGCACAACAAAGACACAGAAAAACAGAUGCCACUGUAACAGAACAACAUAAUGUAUAUUUAGGCACAAAAGUGGACACUGAGGGCAGAAGAUGUGAUUUUUAAUAUUUUGUACCAAAACAUGUCCUAAACUUGUGUUACUAUUCCUUAUGCAUUUCAUUAGGGAAAUAAACCUGGGCAGGCAAUUUUCAUUAAGCUGUGAACAUAAUGCAGAAGGUAAAAAGCCAGCAGCAGUGAGGGAAUAAACAGUUUUGGGGGGAUUGCCAUGAUACACAAAAUAGUCAUGGCACUGAUAAAUUAUUUGUUUGUUUCUUUGCUAGUUUGUUAGUUUUAACUGUGUGUAUUCCAAUUAAUGGAGAACAUGCAACCUAACUCCCCUGAGAGUUAGUUGCAUUUUCUCUGUAAAUUUAACAACUUAAUUAGUAUUGCCUGUUUGUCACUGCCUUUGCAAUGUUUGUACCUUACUAUUGAAAACAUGAAUUUUCUCUCAGUUUCAAUGUAUUGUGGUUCUCAGUUAGAUUGUCAUAGUACUAAGCUUUAAGCCUUUUUCUGUCCUCAAACAAGUUUUAUAUCAGUUUAAAUCCCUUAAGUUCAAUGGAUUUGAACUUGACUGACACCAACAGAGGUGAGAAUACAAUAGGAGUUUUCAUAUUUGCUGCUCUGUAGGAUCCCACAUAAAAGGGGAAUGUUUAUAAUUUAGGAAAUAUUUAUGUCUUGAAUAUGUUUUAAGCUUUGGAGCACCCCUAAAAAGCACUUUUCAGUGAAUAUAUGUUUUGAAACAAAUGGAUUCAACUGUAAGUUUACAUUUCAAUUCACUG